AUGCGUUCUCUCCGCCGCCGGACGUGGGCGUUGCCCAAGCAGCCCAGCAGCAUCGCCCCCGAGCAUGUCUGGAGCAACGCCGACCAAGACCCCGUUCCGCCAGAGAAAUGGACGUGGACAGGCUGGACGUUCACGCAGUACUGGCUGUCGGACCUGGUCACCAUCUCCACCUGGUCGGCCGCCAGCUCGGCCUUUGCGUCGGGUUUGUCUGCAACAGACACUAUUCUCCUGACUCUCGUUGCGGCCUUGUGCAAUGCCAUUCCUACAGUGCUCAACGGCGCAGUCGGGGCGGACCUGCACAUCCCCUUCCCGGUCGCCAUUAGGGCCAGCUACGGCUCCUACUUUGGCUACUUCUGCGUUGCCUCCCGUGCGAUCCUGGCUCUGUUUUGGUUUGGAGUGCAGAGUUCGUAUGGAGGGAGAUGUGUCACUCCAAUCAUCGUAGCCAUCUGGCCCAGCUACCGCAGCCUGCCCAACCAUCUGCCAGCAUCCGCAGCAAUCACCACCCAAGGAAUGAUCUCCUAUGUGAUCUAUCAUGUCGUCCAGACACCGUUCCUAUUUAUCCCCACCCAUCGCCUCCAUUACAUGUUCAUCUUCAAGUCGGCCCUUGUCCCGCCCAUGGCACUGGCCAUGGUCAUCUGGAUCAGCGUCAAGGCCGGCGGUGGCAGCGACCUCUUCAGCAAGCCGGCUACAGUCCAUGGGUCAGAACGGGCCUGGCUGUGGCUGACCAACAUGACCUCCAUCACCGGCGGAUUCUCGACCUUGGCCGUCAACAUCUCCGACUUUUCACGAUUCAGCAAGAAACCGGGAGGUCCAGUCUGGCAGCUUCCGAUGAUACCCUUCUUCAAGGUCAUCACUGGUUUGUUUGGAAUUAUCGCCGCCAGUGCAUCUCAGAAUGUCUACGGCGAGGUGCUCUGGAGUCCGCUUGACAUCAUCGAUCAGUGGCAUGGAUCCCCUGGUGGUCGAGCAGCGGCAUUCUUUUGCUCGGUCCUAUGGUUGCUUGCGACUAUCUGCAAUAACAUCUCUGCCAACUCCAUCUCUUUCUCGAAUGAUCUGACAACAAUGUGCCCCAGGUGGAUAAACCUCAAGCGCGGCAUGAUCAUUUGCCUGUUACUUGGAGGAUGGGCGCUCUGUCCCUGGAUCAUCAUCAAGAAUGGAACCACCUUCCUCAGCUUCAUGGGAGCUUACGCCAUCUUCAUGGCUCCAAUUGCCGGUAUCCUCUUCUGCGACUACUGGAUCGUUAAGCGGCGGAAGUAUGACGUCCCAGCACUGUACGAUCCGAGAAGCAUCUAUUAUUACAGGUACGGAACAAACUGGCGAGCCCUCAUCUGCAAUCUCGUCGUGAUCGUCCCCUUGCUCCCCGGUCUCGCCCACGCAGUCACACCAAACAACGUCCCAAUCAAUACCGGUCUCCAACAUCUGUAUUCAAUCAACUAUCUCUACGGCUUCUGUCUCUCGACGGUUCUGUACUUUGUUCUGAACCAUUUUUGGCCGAAUCGGCAGACUCUCAUCCCAGCUGUCGUUCCUGGGGUUGUGAUUGAUGGGCUGCCGAGUGCUGCGUCUGAUAUCGAGGCUCCGGCGGUGACUUCGAAGCAGGCGGCGCAUUCGGAUAAAGCAGUCGCUAGUGGUUAUUGA
Molecule: messenger RNA, 1632 nt
Organism: Aspergillus mulundensis
Lineage: Eukaryota; Fungi; Ascomycota; Eurotiomycetes; Eurotiales; Aspergillaceae
Product: nucleobase cation symporter-1 family protein
Exons: 6
Coding region: 1-1632 (543 amino acids)
Biological process (GO): nucleobase transport; transmembrane transport
Cellular component (GO): plasma membrane
Molecular function (GO): nucleobase transmembrane transporter activity
Source: RefSeq, a predicted model, not a curated record